AUGUAUUUCGUUGGAGUGGACGUCGGGACGGGAAGUGUUCGGGCGGCGUUAGUCGACGGUACAGGACGAAUUCUAAAAAAAUCUACCAGUGCUAUUCAAACGUGGAAUCCCGAAGAAAACUUUUAUCAACAAUCGUCCGAAGACAUAUGGCGCAGUUGCUGUAAAGUCGUGCGGGAAGUCACAGAAGGAGUAUCAUCGGAGGCGGUCGGAGGUAUCGGAUUUGAUGCUACGUGUUCACUGGUAGUCGUGGACAGUGAUGGACUACCAUUAUCAGUAAGCAAAAACGGAGAACGAGAACAAAAUGUAAUACUGUGGAUGGACCAUAGGGCAAAGAAGGAAGCGGAUUUCAUCAACACAACGAAUCAUCGAGUGUUAAAGUAUGUGGGAGGCAAAAUAUCGUUAGAAAUGGAAACACCGAAAAUUCUUUGGCUAAAAAAUAAUCUACCAAAAAUUACGUUUUGGCAAAAAGUGGGUAGGUUCUUCGAUUUACCCGACUUCCUUACUUGGAAAGCCACGGAUGCCGUCUCCAGGUCACUAUGUACUGUUGUCUGCAAAUGGACGUACUGUGCAGAUCAGGCGUUGGGUAGUGGUUGGGAUCGCUCGUAUUUCGAAGAAAUUGGUCUGGGAGACUUGAGCCAAAACGAUUGGUCGGCGAUAGGCAACGAAAUAUUUGAGCCAGGACGACCAUGUGGCGGUGGGCUGACCGAGAAAGCAGCCCUUGAAAUGGGACUAACCGUCGGGAUUCCGGUGGCCACGUCAUUGAUUGAUGCACACGCCGGAGGACUGGGAAUGAUCGGGAUUGGGUCAAAAAAUCUGACUGAAUUCAAACACCGAUUGGUGAUGAUUGGGGGCACGUCGACAUGUCAUAUGCUACUCAGCGACCAAGAGGUGUUCAUAGACGGCGUCUGGGGACCAUACUACGGUGCCAUGGUACCGGGCCUGUGGCUUCUGGAAGGCGGCCAAUCAGCCACGGGCAAGCUGAUCGAUCAUGUGAUCAACACUCAUCCGGCCGCCAAAUAUCUGAACGUCACUGAAGACGUGAGAGCGGAAGAAUACCUGAACGGGUUACUCGUGAAAAUGGCCGCAGACAGAGGUUUGGAUGCAAUCGAUAGGUUGACGGAAGAGUUUCACGUAUAUCCUGAUUUUCACGGCAACCGAUCGCCCAUAGCGGAUCCCACGCUUAAAGGAAUGAUGGUCGGGUUGACGCUAUCCGUGGACCAAGAGAACUUGGCACUUAUUUAUCUGGCAACGAUACAGGCGCUGUGUUACGGGACUAGGCACAUCAUAGAAUCGAUGGAGAAGAAGAGCGGAGGAUCGUUGAACGUCCAAGAGAUCCUCGUGUGCGGCGGACUCUGCCGAAACUUGACUUUUUUACAGUGUCAGGCGAACGUCGCCGCGCUACCAGUACGUACUUCCACGGAAGACGACUCCGUCCUGAUCGGUUCAGCCAUGUUGGCCGCAGCUGCGUGGAAGUCGUCCAAGUCAUCGGCUGAACUCCGCCCUUGGUCUUCAUCACUCGAGGACGCCAUCACGGCAAUGGCCAGCGACGCUCGCACUCUACACCCUUCGUUGGAUUUACAGGAGUAUCAUAAAAGAAAGUACGGGGUUUAUUUGGAAAUGUUAAAACAUCAGAAUAUGUACAAGAAUAUUAUGUCAAGAAACCCAUGA
Molecule: messenger RNA, 1668 nt
Organism: Macrosiphum euphorbiae (potato aphid)
Lineage: Eukaryota; Metazoa; Arthropoda; Insecta; Hemiptera; Aphididae
Source: the annotation of a GenBank genome assembly